UUCGCGCCUGCGCACUGUGCGCAAAACAUCUCUUCGGUUAACGACGGGUCGAAGAGAGACAUCGCUUAUGCAAAUUUUUGGCAUCGAAACAAGAUAAAUCACCCCAAACAUACUGGCAGGGAUCAUGGGGAGUGUUAUGAGUCAAACAAAAGCAAUUACUUGGUAAUAUCAGAACCAGAUCAUGAUGUGACCUUUUUCUAGGGUUUUGUUUAUGCUCUGGACGUCCAAAAGAGACAACCCUUUGUCUCUUUAAGUUAAUUCCUCCACUUUCUCUUGUGGUCUGGGAAUGGAUGGCCAAAUAAAAUAAGCUUUUGUUUAUAUGCAGAAAUGUGGGCACCGAGCAUCUCUUGCCUCUGCUCUGCUUCUUUUGUUUUGGCCUACACUUCUUUCACUCUCCCAGUUUUCUAGCUUCUUGUCUGUUUUUUUUUUUUUUUUUUUUUUUUUUUUAAUUUGUGCCUUUUUGCCUCCCACAUGCCGUUCCAUUUACUAACUUUUCUUUUCUCCCAUUUAGAAGUCUCAGCUUGCCGCUUUUGUCUUUCUGACACUUUUCUGAGUCUUGUAUCCUUUCCCUCACUUUGACAUUGUCUCUGCCACCCCCCUCCUUUGUGUCUCCCUCCUGCGCUCCUCUCCUGUUACUCUUUUCUUCGCAGUGUUCCUGCCAGCAAAUUCAGCCCACUCGGUGCUGAGGCGGCUGCGGAGGGCCAACUUCCUGUUAGAGGAGAUGAAGCUUGGGAACAUUCAGAGGGAAUGCCGUGAGGAGGUGUGCACCUACGAGGAGGCCCGAGAAGCUUUCGAGAACGACGAGAAGACGAAGCGAUUCUGGGAGGAAUAUGUCCGGGAAAGCAGUCCACCUGGAGAUUUGGACUCCAUGGUCGGCGGGGCCCAAUCUCUCUACCUGAUCGUGCCGCUGCUGCUGGUCGGGCUCAUCGUCAUUGCCGUCGCCAUCAUUGCCUGGCGCUGCCACUCCCGCAAGCGCUCUCAGCGCAGCCCAGGCCUGGGGCACUCGCAUCAUAACCACGUCUUGUCUGUGGUCUCCAUGGACCAGUGGGGGAGGGAUUACCAUCAUGGUGACCAAUCAGAACUGAGCAUCCACAGCAGCCCGGCCUAUCCAGGUUCUGAGAUCACGUUGGGGAGAGGAAGCGCAGGAGAUCCGCCGCCGUCAUACGAAGAGGCUGUGGGCCACACAGAUGUCCAGAUAGAGGCAGAGCCGCCUCCUCAGUAUGAAGAUAUAGUGAACUCCAACUCCGGUAGAAUCAGCAGUGGUCAAAGGAAGUGAAAACAUCUCAAACAGAAGCCCCGACCUACGUGAAGACCAUGUUAUUGUUUAGCAGUGUUUCUACUGUGGUAUCACCAGCCUUCAACAUUCAACACGCAGCAAGCACACAUUUCAGUGGAUUGAUGCAAACUUUGCCGGUGCCAGUUCUGUUGAAAUUUGCACUAACCUUUUCAUCAUCAAGGUGAAGUAAUGCUUAUAAGGGAUUAAGUGAUACUGUAAUACCAAAACCAAACAACGCCUCAUGUGAAGGAUGAAAGGGUUUUAUUUCUAUAAUUCAGACCAGCAUAUAUGACGGUUGGAUUGAUGCUUCUUAGAGGAUCAGUGCCAAACUAUUGAGACUUGUGUAGGCAAAAGUACAUUAUUUCAACCUUUCUUUUCCUUAAUAUCUAGGUAUCUGUUUUUUGUCCAAACACAUAUAGAGCCAGACAUGCUUGUGGACUUGACAGGUCUUGGACUUGGUGUUGGAUUAGGUGAUCUUGGCUAAUGCAGUAAACCCUGGUAAAGAUGUGUAAAAAGCUUUAAAAAAAAAAGCACAUUUCAUUCCAGCACAAUAACCUAACAAUAGAAGAUUGAGAAAAAUUUUACCUUUAAUUUGAGUACAUUUAUUCAGUGUGAAAAAAAGUUGUUGAGAUAAUUAUUAUCAUAGCUACUAUUUGCACCAUUAUUGGUACCUUUGGCUCCAGUAUAAAUCACAAACAUCAAAUAAAACACAUAUUUAGAAAACACAAGGAAAUUACCUAAAUAUAAGUUUGAAAAUGUGCUAAUUUCUAAAAGAGAUACCAGAGUCCAAAAAUAGUAGGCUUAAGAACAGAGCCCCUCAGGAACCUGCCAGGGAAGUAGGGAGACAAGCCAGUGCUUGUCCAUGUAAUGUUCUUACAGUAAAAAGGAGGAACUUAGUGUGAACUUUAAAAUCGAUGGCAAGCCAGUUUAACUGGUAAAACUGUUGAGUUGAGAUGUGUAUUUAAAAAUCUUAGCAAUUGGUUGAUGGGGUAAUAAUCUUCUAUCACAUUCACGCUGGAGCACACAGAGGGAGAAAUGUGAAACAGACCCACAGAUUCCCAGACCGUCCACCGUUAGGAACGGUGUGUAAAAGCAUGUGUGUAAAAGCUCUCAUGUGCUUUUACAAACAUUCAUUCUCCGCUUUAUUCCAAACCUAUCCUGAAAAUAAAACUUAGUCUCAGUCUUAUCUGAUCUAAGCUCCUGGUAAAAUCCCAAAAGCAACUAGCAAUGUACACACAGUUACGGGGAAAUUCUUGUGUCAGUGAAGGUAAGAAGUCCAGUUUUACUUUAGGUUUUGUAAUGUCUUUGAUGACUUGGUACCAACAGGAGUGUGUAUGACAGGAACGGCGUUUUUUUUGGCAUCACUCUCAACCAGUUUACAUGUAAACAGACUCUAAUAAUUGUUAUGGAGACUGACAACCCUAACGUGUCCCUCUUUGCUCCACUUCUCUAACUGUACAUUUUACAGAGAAGAUAAGUAUGGGUCUCUAUUAAGCUUAGUUGCCAGUUACAAAAGGAAAUGGGUCUCUGUGUCAAAUAAUGUUUUUAUCUCAGAGAAAUAGGUGUAGAUGACCAAUUAGGACCUCCUCACUUAACGUAAAAUUUAAAUAAAUGCUUCACUUACAUUUUUUAUUGAUAUUAAUGUGGGUAAAUGUUUUUUCCUCUGCUAAAUGCUUUGAUUUAAUUGUUAGAUUCAUCUAAAUAUUUCAGUGUUAGAUUGUGCUACUGCAUUAACUAGCAAUAAUUAUUGUAUGGCUUUUUACACAACUUUGCCAGGGAUGCUUAGAAAUGUUUCUGUCUAUUUGUGUUUUAAGGUUUUUCUCUCUCGUUCAGUUUCCAGGCUGUUGAACUGUGCAGUUAUUUGUCUAAGGGAAGGAAAGCAAAAGUCAGAUGUUUUUCUACCUUUUAACUUCUGAAACUCUUCUGGUGGCAGAAAGGUGGCUUUUAUGCUUGUACUGACUGGAAAUGAAAAGUAGCCCGUCACAUUUUAUGAUAGAUAAUUAUAGACCCUAAUACAAAGAAGAAGUUAACACUUUAUACAGUGCUAUCAGAUGGUUUAUUUUUCCAGCAAAUGCACUAAUCCAACCUUUGAGAAUAUGUUGAAGACUGGAACAUAAAAAGGAGGAAGUAAAGUGGGAAUCACAUUACUUAUAAUCUUGGUAAUGCAUGAACUUGGCCUUUUCAGGUCAGAACUCUCUCUACCCUGUUUGUUGACAGUCAGGACUCACUAACCCUCAUGAACCUGUGGGUUUCUGUUCAGAGGCAGAAAUAUGGGCAAAAAAAGAGAUUCUGGAGCUGUUAGGAAAUUAAAUGUAAGAAAUGAAUUUGUAUUAAGUGUCACUAUAACUAAACUCCACUUUUAGCAUGUGUAAUCACCUCUACAUACUGUAUAUGUAUAUAGAAUAUGUCUGAAAGUUAACUAAAAAUUUUUUUAUGCAUAGGAGUUCAUUAAAUGCGUUGAUACUAAUGUGAUUGUACUACAGUAAGCUUUGAGGCUAGCAGGAAGUGUCUGUGCUUAACAGGAAAUGUUUAAUGAAAGGUAGGAAAGUUUGGUUGAAGAUCUCAUUCAAUGAGCUGAUGUUACUCUAGGUGCUUCUGGUCUAUAUGCAAUAUUUCCUAAACGAUAAGCACUCUAAAAACCAAAUGUACCCGUCUAACCUUCAUUGGCAAAAAUAAAUGUCACUGAUCUUUCCACACGGCACACACCUUAAGCACUAAAUAUUGUUAUACUUGUAAAUGUGAGUUGACCUGUAAGCCUCAGCAUUUGCUCUGACACUGGACUGUGCUGGUAGUCACUUUGGUUACAUAAAAUAGUGCACCAAUACUUCCACAGAGCCGUUUUUUUACAACGCCUUAUUAAACAAAAUGUUAUAUAACAUUAAACACAAGGGAAGUUGUUAUAAAUUCUUGUCUCGUGAAAAGCUUGAUAUUAAUUUUUAAUAAAAAAAAAGAUUAAAAGAUGUUUUCUUGUGAC
Xiphophorus maculatus (southern platyfish) is the source of this 4250-nucleotide messenger RNA. RefSeq names its product transmembrane gamma-carboxyglutamic acid protein 1-like (gene prrg1). The record is from RefSeq and is a predicted model, not a curated record. The coding region runs from base 722 to 1276 and encodes 184 amino acids. Lineage: Eukaryota; Metazoa; Chordata; Actinopteri; Cyprinodontiformes; Poeciliidae. The transcript is spliced from 4 exons. Gene Ontology annotation, molecular function: calcium ion binding. Gene Ontology annotation, cellular component: extracellular region.